CUGUAGUUGAGAGUUGAAGAGAUCGAGAGAGAAGUCACAUUUUACUUGUAGUAUCAGUACUGUCUUGUGUUCCUUUGACUUGUGAAGGUCAGUUACUAGUGGUUGUUUUAAACUCUGAAUCGUAGCCGCUUCGUGCGUGUUGUUCGUUCCUGUCACUGGCGUUCCGUAUUGCUGAUACAGAAAUGAAUGGAAAUCCACCAGGAGCUCGAGCUGAUGGGCUUGCAGGUGCACAGAAGUCGCACGCAGACUUAUUCGCAUCACUACCCUCACUGGGCCAACUAGCAUCUCUUUCCGACAACCAACAGCAGCAGCAAAACAACACAAGUCAAGGAUCUGCUUGCCAUGGCCUGUCAACUCUACCUUCUCGGCCAAGUCUCCAGCAGCUCAGUGAGUGUUCUUCUUCAGUAAAUGUAAGUGGGCCUUCUCUAGCAUCGUUGGCUGACAUUCGAUAUGGUGGCUGCUCUGCUGGGCUGUCGGCAUCUUCUAUUUCAACUGCGCUUACCUCGUUGCCCACCCGGUCAGAAAAUGCAGAUACUCAGUGCUUUCAACCCCAACCAAUGAGUCACCCUGCCCCCUCACUAUCGUCCUUGGCUGCACUUCAGAGUAAUGCCAUCUCCGUUGGGUUGCCAACAACCCAUCGUGUACCACUCGGUGCCUCUUCGACAGAAAAUGAACAUUCGCUCAAGUCACAGCAUCGACCAAUGGACUGUGCAGCCUCCUCAUUGUCAUCUUUAGGUGGACUUAAAACCGGCACGUCUUCUGUAGGAGUGUUAACAGGAGCAUCUUUGUCAUCACUUGCUUCAUUGUCAUCACUUGCUUCCCUGUCUCAGCUGUCUGGUUCUACCAGAGCAGUCAAUAGUCAGUUUAAUUUGCUUCCAAUGAGUGUGCAGCCUCAGCAACCAGUUACUGGUGCCGGAAUAGCCUGUCCUGGUACCGACAAACGCUCCACAGUGCCUGCAGGGGCGCUUUCGUCUCUGUCAUCAUUGCCAUCUGUGUUGUCACUUCAGCAGCUCAGUGGCUGCACAGCAUCUCAAACCCCAGUGUCAGCACCCUGUGCUGUAGAUUCACUUGGCAGAAGGUCAGUUGGACUAUCAGCACCUAUCACACCGCUACUAGCAUCCAUGUCUUUGCACUGUGGUGCUAGUACAGAAUCGAAACCACUCGCACUGCAAGAAUCCGGUAAUGAGGAAACGAUGGCCGGGCCUAACCAACACCACGCAGCACAUGGAGAUGAUGCAGCUCUCCCAUCUAUGACUAGCCUGAGCUCAUCAUUGCCAGAAUCUCCACACGGGCGGUUACGAAGUGGUGCCGCUGCAGGUUCUGCAAGGGUCUCUCGUGGAGCAGCGUUUCCCAAUUCAGCUCGCGAAGAGUCAGAUGAAUUGUGUCGGAGACGAAAGCAAGCUCAUGGCCCGCCGAUAGAGCUGAAGAAGCAGCCGUUUAUGUUUGGACUUAUCUUAUGUAUGGAGAUGCCUGCCAAGAGGCGCUUACCGCAGCCAAAAGUGCUCUCCACCGUGGAAUUAGUCGCAAAGUAUGAUUCUAACAUAGAGCCGUUUGACUUCUCCACACCAUCCCCUGAUGAAAUUGCCCUGGCCAAGCACGCCGCAGCAAACCUGCCAACCCGGCAGCGAUGACAUUGAUAGGUAGCAGCAGUGCUACGUUAGUACUCGAAGAAGUGUUAUUAUAGACGAGCAUCUCCCUUUCAAUCUUUCAAUCUUAUGAAUAUUUCAGUAGACUCAUUAGUAGUAUUUUUUAUAGAUGAGCAUCCCCCUUUUCAAUCUUUCAAUCAUAUGAAUAUCUCUUCAUUCAUUUGUUUAUUCAUCUAUAGAAGGUAGGAGGUUACAAACUAAAUUUUCAUUUUGACAAUGCCAAGGAAAGGAGAACAUGAACCCGUUUAAAAAUGUCCACCUUGUGAAAACUGCUGGUUUCCCUGCUAUAUUUUCUGAGAAUUUUUCUCUCCCCUUUGUCGUUCGAAGUUCUUUACCUCCGUGCUUUAUUUGUGGUGGCUAUUCUCUCCAUUCUCUCUAGUACCCUUGACGGGAAGGGAACGAAAACGUGUCAUACCUUUUGAGAAGUUU
Molecule: messenger RNA, 2075 nt
Organism: Sycon ciliatum
Lineage: Eukaryota; Metazoa; Porifera; Calcarea; Leucosolenida; Sycettidae
Product: ubiquitin-associated protein 2-like
Exons: 2
Coding region: 183-1631 (482 amino acids)
Source: RefSeq, a predicted model, not a curated record